Messenger RNA from Bradysia coprophila, 4615 nucleotides. It is a transcript of the gene Sec31, whose product is annotated as COPII coat complex component secretory 31. Gene Ontology annotation, cellular component: endoplasmic reticulum exit site; COPII vesicle coat. NCBI's taxonomy places the organism in Eukaryota, Metazoa, Arthropoda, Insecta, Diptera, Sciaridae. Gene Ontology annotation, molecular function: structural molecule activity; protein binding. Gene Ontology annotation, biological process: COPII-coated vesicle cargo loading; endoplasmic reticulum to Golgi vesicle-mediated transport; endoplasmic reticulum organization. The record is from RefSeq and is a predicted model, not a curated record.
ACAAAAAUUUGACAGAAAAUUUAUAAGCAACCGCAGUACUGCCACGUUGGAAGCAUUGACGUUAGAUUUUUACAAUAAUCCGCUGCGUGUUUGUUUUUCUACAAAAUUUGUGUAUUUUCUUCGAAAUAUUUUCAUUUUCGAAGUAAUUAUCUUGUUCGUUAUAGAGAUAAGGCGACAAUGAAGGUAAAAGAACUACAGAAAACCGUGAAUGUGGCAUGGUCACCAGCCCAAUUAAAUUCAAUCUGGUUGGCUGCCGGUACAGCGGCUCAACAAUUGGAUACAUCAUCAAAUUCUGUGCUUGAAAUUUACUCACCUAAUCUCGCCGAGCCUGGAUAUGAUAUGGUAUUGAAGGGAUCACAGGCCAGUCCUUAUCCUUUUCACAAAAUCAUUUGGAGUCCGCUGGGACAUGGUGGUCAAUAUCCGGAAGGUGUUAUCGUUGGCGGUUGUGAAAGUGGUCAUCUUCAAGUGUACAAUGCUGCGAAAUUGUUGGCUGGCGAAGAAUCAUUGAUGUCAAAGCAGGACAAACAUGUCGGUCCUGUACGUGCGCUGGACUUUAAUCCAUUCCAAUCAAAUUUGCUUGCGUCUGGUGCUGCAGAAUCGGAGAUUUUAAUAUGGGAUCUGAACAAUACAACAACUCCGAUGACUCCCGGAACGAAAACACAACCCUUCGAGGAUAUUCAAAAUGUGGCUUGGAACAGACAGGUGCAGCACAUUUUAGCGUCAGUAUUUAGCUCAAGGUGUAUCGUAUGGGAUCUUCGCAAAAAUGAGCCAAUCAUCAAGCUCAGCGAUACACAGUCCAGAGUCAGAUGGCGAGCAUUGCAAUGGCAUCCUGAUAUUGCUACACAAUUAUGGUUGGCAUCCGAAGAUGACCAAGCACCCGUCGUCCAAUUGUGGGAUUUAAGAUAUGCCACCACACCGGCGAAGACCAUUCAAAUGCAUCAACGCGGUGUUUUGGGCUUAACCUGGUGCCCGAAAGAUUUAAAUCUGAUGAUUUCUUGUGGCAAAGACAAUAAAAUUGUUUGCUGGAAUCCUAAUGCCGAACAGGGUGACGAAUUUCAGUCCGAAAUAGCGUCAACCAUUCAGUGGUAUUCGGAUGUACAAUGGUGUCCGAAAAAUCCAGCUCUUAUCACCAGCUCCAGUUUGGAUGGUAAUGUUUCACUGUAUUCAUUGAACGGUGGCAGUCAGCAACAAGUGCAAACGACGAAUAAAAUCGCCGAUUCAUUUCCCGGCAUGGACACUUUCGCUCAGGCUCCAGUGCCACAAAGUAAUCUAGCGCCGGUAGUAUACAACGAUUUGAGAACACCACCGGUGUGGAUGAAACCACCCGUCGGAGCAUCAUUUGGAUUUGGUGGUAAAUUGAUUACAUUCAACCAGGGUAAUCCGGGUAAAGUGACCAUCAAUCAAGUCGUAACCGAACAAGAAUUGGUGGAUCGUUCAAAUAAGUUGGAAGAAGUAUUAGCCGGCGGUAAUUAUACCGACUAUUGUGUUCAGAAAGCGAACCAAGUGGAAAAUCAGCACGGUCGAUUCAUUUGGUAUUUUGUAAAGUCAAAUUUCGAGGCUAAUCCAAGAGCGGAAAUGCUGAAUUUAUUGGGUUACAAUGCCGAGGAUUUGGAGGCGAAAUAUGGAAAGUACCACAAUGUCUCUGACAGUAGUGUCGAUCAACUUAGUAAUAGUAUGUCGCAACUGAAUAAGUCCGACGAUAACAAUGCCGUUUUUGAUGCUAUAGCUGCCGAUCACAAAAGUAUGGCAGCUGAUAUCGCCCGCAAAGAAUUAUCUUUCCGCAUCAAAACGGGAGACGAUGAAGAAGGUCAAAUUUGUGAGGCAUUGUUGAGUGGCGAUGUCGAAGCAGCCGUUGAACUUUGCUUGAACGCGGGACGUCAUGCUGAUGCCAUCAUUAUAGCAACAACAGGAGGACCCGAAUUACUCGCUCGCACCCAAUUUCGCUAUUUGAAAAACAGCGACGGAUAUCUGUCUAAUAUCAUAUCUGCAUUGGUAACCGAAGAUUGGUCGGGUGUGGUUACACAAUGCACCAUCGAUUCGUGGAAAGAGUGUUUGGUGGCAAUAUUGACCCACUCGAGGGAACAGAUGCCAAUGUUGUGUGAACAGUUGGCCGAACGUUUGUUGAAUGAAGGCGGAAGUAGCCAGGAAAACAUUGAAAACGCAAUUCUGUGCUACAUUUGUGCUGGUAACAUUGAGAAACUGGUGGAAAUUUGGCCGAAACCGAAAUACGGCAGUGGUGAUACGAAUGCAAAACUGUCACGGGACUUGCAAGAGUUGAUCGAGGUCGUGAUGAUGUUGCAAAAGGCUAUAGAAUUACAGGGCAGAAGUGUUGAUGUUUCGGGCAAACUAGCCGACAUAUUGUCGAGAUACGCAGGAUUGUUAGCGGCUCAAGGGGCUCUUUCAUCAGCUGUAACAUAUUUAAGUCCAUCCGAUGACGCCAAUGUUGAGGAUCUACGAUCAAGACUUUAUUAUUCAUUGGGAUAUAAGCAGGCUUAUGCAACUCCAGCGCCAAUGAAACAACAAUUCAAUCAACAACCGAAUCAAUUGAGACCACAACCGAGACAUUCUCUGACGAAUAAUCAAGUUCCUAUGCCUAUUCAGCCAGCGUUCAAUCCAAAUUUACCCACACAAAAUACUCCACCCUACAAUGCCGGAUUCAGUGGUCAACCAACAAUCCCACCGGUGACGCAACAGUGGCCAAAUUCACCUCCAGCCCAACAAUGGAAUAACUUCCAUCAAGUUCAACCAUCACCAUUAGUGCCGAAUCCAGUUCAGACGAAACCACCACAAAUACCACCUUCUACAAACGAUUUCACACAACAACCAGCCCGGCCAUCAAGCGUUGGAUCACAAGGCUCGGCUCCACGUAAUAAAUAUCUAUUAGAUCCAUCGGUUCAGUCGGGCCCAACGUACGGCCAAUCGAACAUGUACACACCGCCAAUGAACAACAAUUUUGGCAACAAUUUCGGCCCAGCACCAGUACCCAAUUUCGCUCCAACUAAUCCGCCAAUUCAGCAGAAUCAAUUUAUGCCAUUCGUGCCAGCACAAACAAAUAAUAAUUUUAUGUCUGGCGUUCCACCGAUUGAGUUGGCCCAACAGGCUAUACCACAAAGAAAUCCAACGCCACCGCCAGGAUGGAACGAUCCGCCACCACUGAAGACGAAAAGUCAGGCGCCUCCGAACCCUACUACGAACCCAACGAAUGGAGCAUUCGGUAAUGAUCUGACUCAAAACGGCCUAUACGAUCCGACACAACACCAGCAAGCAACUUUCCAGCAACCACCAUCAGUCUUCACACCGUCUCAACCGCAAACGUUUCCAAUGCAACCGCAACCAAAUCAGCAAUUUCAGACGCAACCGGUAAAUUUCCAAACGCAACCGAUGUAUAAUCAAAAUCAACAACCCCAACAGCAGCAGCCCCAACAAACGCCGGCUACACCGGAGCCACCGAAGCAAAAACAACCGUUGCCAGAGGAAUAUGUUUACAUGCAAACAGUAUUUAAUGAACUUCGUCAGCAGUGCGUGAAUGCAGCAACGAAUCCUCAAACGAAACGAAAGUUUGAUGAUGUAGCAAAGCGACUGGAAUGUUUGUACGAUCUGUUGCGAGAGAAUAGGCUAACGCCAAACACUCUAGCAUCCCUAAAUCAAUUGGUCCAACUAGUUCAAAUUGGCGACUACGCUAAUGGCAUUGGGUUACAUACGCAAAUGGUGUCCGGAUCCGAUUUCGCUCAGAUAGCUAGUUUUAUGCCGGGUAUUAAAGUGCUACUUCAGUCUGCAUUGCAAUUGCAAGUUUAUUUACAACCACCAUCAGUCUUCACACCGUCUCAACCGCAAACGUUUCCAAUGCAACCGCAACCAAAUCAGCAAUUUCAGACGCAACCGGUAAAUUUCCAAACGCAACCGAUGUAUAAUCAAAAUCAACAACCCCAACAGCAGCAGCCCCAACAAACGCCGGCUACACCGGAGCCACCGAAGCAAAAACAACCGUUGCCAGAGGAAUAUGUUUACAUGCAAACAGUAUUUAAUGAACUUCGUCAGCAGUGCGUGAAUGCAGCAACGAAUCCUCAAACGAAACGAAAGUUUGAUGAUGUAGCAAAGCGACUGGAAUGUUUGUACGAUCUGUUGCGAGAGAAUAGGCUAACGCCAAACACUCUAGCAUCCCUAAAUCAAUUGGUCCAACUAGUUCAAAUUGGCGACUACGCUAAUGGCAUUGGGUUACAUACGCAAAUGGUGUCCGGAUCCGAUUUCGCUCAGAUAGCUAGUUUUAUGCCGGGUAUUAAAGUGCUACUUCAGUCUGCAUUGCAAUUGCAAGUUUAUUUACGAUAAUAAAAUCGACGGAAUUAAAUGCAGAAAUAUUUAAACGAAGAAGGGAGAAAGAGAUAGAGAAAAACCUAAUUUUAUUUUGAUUAUCCGCAUAUUUUAACAAUUAUACCAAAAUAAUACAAGAGAGAAAAAAUUAAAAAUUUAUGAUUUCUUCGGGCUAAUUUAUCCUUAAGAAAUAUUACUUUUGAGUUUUGCCGUUUAACUGAACUCGUAAAUUGGUGUUAAUAUUUUUUAGAUAAUAAGGAAAUCUACUGUUAUCAUAAUAUGAUUUAAUAAAAACGUAAGCGUCAAA